Molecule: messenger RNA, 729 nt
Organism: Nicotiana attenuata
Lineage: Eukaryota; Viridiplantae; Streptophyta; Magnoliopsida; Solanales; Solanaceae
Exons: 2
Coding region: 1-729 (242 amino acids)
Source: RefSeq, a predicted model, not a curated record
AUGGUGAAUUCCAGGAAGAUUGACAAAUAUAAAAGGAUACUGGGAUAUCAAUCUUGUUUUUCAAAUUGUGCCAACAAGAUUUGGAUAUUUUGGUCCUCUGACUAUGUGAUAGAUAUUCUGGAGGAUAGAGAACAACAUGUUCUCUUGCGGAUUUCUAACUCUAUAGGUACUCAACCCUUUUACAUUUCUGCUCUCUAUGCAAAGUGUGAUGAGACUUCGAGAUGUGUCUUAUGGGAGGAGCUUAGAGAUUUAGCCAGUGGGGUUAAUGGUCCAUGGGGGGUGGUGGGUGACUUUAAUGUUGUUUCAUGUGAGGAGGAGAAGAAAGGAGGAAGACCUUUCAGAGUUGAAAAUAGUUUGGAUUUUCUGGCUUGUUUAUCUGACUAUGGACUUCAGGAUGCUGGAUAUUGUGGCUCUCUGUUCACCUGGAGUGAAAACAGGGAUCCCCCCAAUACUAUUUGGGAGAGGUUGGACAGGCUGGUCUACAAUGCAGAAUGGUUUGAUGCAUUUGGGAGCACAGUCGUCACCCACCUAUCUAGGUCUUGCUCUGACCAUGCUCCAUUACUGAUAUCUGCGGCCAGCACUGACUGUGAUUUUAAGCUUAAGAAAGUGUGUUCUACUCUCAGUGCUUGGUCCAGACAAGCUUUUGGUGAUAUAUAUGAAGAACCAAAGAGGCUUGAAGCUCUCAUAAGAAGUUUGGAGGAGGCAAUGAUCUCUGAUCCAUCUCCUUAA